UCUUGCUGCAGUGAGUGGCUCGCCGGGCUCGCCCGUGCUGAGCUGCAGUGCCGUAGCAGCGCGCAGGCACCCCAGAGAGACGCGCCGGCUCCCUCUUUUCCUUUUUGCAAGGCAAGGGGGGGGGGCAAAGCCGGCGGACCGACCUACCCCUGGCGGCCCCCCUGCGCUUUCCAAAAGCAGCCCCUUCCUAAUAAAGCGAUGGGGCUCGGGCGCGCCGGCCCGCUCCUUCUCGCCCUAUAAAUACGCGCCCUGCAGAGAGAGCAAGCUUUGGUGGCUCCUGCCCCGGACUGCCAACCGCCCCCAAACCCCAAAAGCGGCAGCGGCGGCGGCGGCAGGGAAGCCGGCGAAGGAGCCCCGGAGCAGCCCUCCCACCUCGCCAAACCCGGCAAGAUGCCCCGAGUAGACGCAGACCUCAAGCUGGACUUUAAAGAUGUCUUGCUUAGACCUAAACGAAGCAGCCUCAAAAGCAGAGCAGAGGUAGAUCUUAUGCGUACCUUCACAUUCCGUAAUUCUAAGCAGACCUACACGGGAAUCCCUGUUAUUGUAGCAAACAUGGAUUCUGUGGGAACUUUUGAAAUGGCACAAGUUAUGACUAAGCAUGCAAUGUUUACUGCUAUACACAAGCAUUACUCUCUGGAAGAGUGGAAACUGUUUGCAAGCAAUCACCCAGAAUGCCUUGAGCAUGUAGCAGUGAGUUCAGGCAGUGGAGAGUCUGACUUUGAGAAACUGACAAAGAUCAUAGAGGCCAUUCCACUUAUCAAGUACAUUUGUUUGGAUGUGGCCAAUGGUUAUUCAGAACAUUUUGUGGAGUUUGUGAAAUCGGUCCAUACCAGAUUCCCAAAUCACACCAUCAUGGCAGGUAAUGUGGUGACAGGAGAGAUGGUAGAAGAACUUAUUCUGUCUGGAGCAGAUAUUAUUAAAGUGGGAAUUGGACCAGGAUCUGUGUGCACGACUCGGAUUAAAACUGGUGUGGGCUAUCCGCAGCUGAGUGCAGUGAUAGAGUGUGCCGAUUCCGCUCAUGGACUGAAAGGGCAUAUCAUUUCAGAUGGAGGUUGCAGCUGUCCAGGAGAUGUUGCCAAAGCUUUUGGAGCGGGAGCUGAUUUUGUGAUGCUUGGAGGAAUGUUUGCUGGGCAUGAUCAAUGUGCUGGAGAGAUCAUAGAAAAAAAUGGCAAGAAAGUGAAGCUUUUCUAUGGGAUGAGUUCCGACACAGCUAUGAAGAAGCAUGCAGGAGGCGUUGCUGAAUACAGAGCUUCGGAAGGCAAAACAGUAGAAGUGCCUUACAAAGGGGACGUAGAAGACACCAUCCGUGAUAUCCUUGGAGGGCUGCGAUCUACCUGCACUUAUGUGGGAGCUGCCAAACUCAAAGAGCUUAGUCGAAGGACAACAUUUAUUCGGGUAACUCAACAGCACAGUGAAGUCUUUUCUUAGCCACAGAAGAAAAAGUUGAAAGAUUUGGGAGCUGCCAAAAAAAUGCCUGCUCCUCCUUUUCCUUUAAUUUGCAUUGCAAUACAGCUUCCUGCUGGCCUGUUCCAAGCUAGGAAAGAAAGCAGGUUGAUUGCUACCAGAGUCUGUUGUAGCAGUAGGGUUAAGCCUACAGAGGGCAAGCCAUAAACUGCAGCAGUGCCCGUAAUUAUUUUUAUUUUGUUCAAGAUUUAAAAAGCACUAUCUUUUUAUAGCCUUGUCUAUUUAAAAGAGAAAUCUAGUUUAAUCUAUUAAUGAUAAUCUAAGGAAGUCACCUAGAUUGCAGAUUCAUAAUGUAUCAGUCUUUGUUGGAAUAAUUCCUGUUACCAGUGUAAAAGUGAACUCAACUGAAGCUCUUAUGGCCAAACAACCAUUUACUGCUGCUCUUGUAACAUGGUGCGGAAGAAGAACAAGAGGGCAAUUUCCAGACUAAAAGAUGCUUGCAUGGCUGUUGCUCCAGGAUGUCAGCUAUGAAGCUCUAGAACUUGAAAAGCUGCUGUUUUAUUUUCACUGUGACAUCAAGUACUGGAUUUUAAA
Messenger RNA from Eublepharis macularius, 1998 nucleotides. RefSeq names its product guanosine monophosphate reductase (gene GMPR). Gene Ontology annotation, molecular function: GMP reductase activity. The transcript is spliced from 9 exons. Lineage: Eukaryota; Metazoa; Chordata; Lepidosauria; Squamata; Eublepharidae. The coding region runs from base 391 to 1428 and encodes 345 amino acids. The record is from RefSeq and is a predicted model, not a curated record. Gene Ontology annotation, cellular component: GMP reductase complex. Gene Ontology annotation, biological process: nucleotide metabolic process.